Molecule: messenger RNA, 1723 nt
Organism: Neltuma alba
Lineage: Eukaryota; Viridiplantae; Streptophyta; Magnoliopsida; Fabales; Fabaceae
Product: DNA mismatch repair protein MLH3
Exons: 13
Coding region: 238-1626 (462 amino acids)
Biological process (GO): mismatch repair
Cellular component (GO): mismatch repair complex
Molecular function (GO): ATP binding; ATP-dependent DNA damage sensor activity; ATP hydrolysis activity
Source: RefSeq, a predicted model, not a curated record
AUCGCGCGGUGCUUUCAGUUUCAGUUGUCACGUUGGAGCUAACCGCCUUCCUUUUUUGUCCUGCACAGUGGUGAAGCUAGCUAUGUUUCUUCCCCAUACCCCGGCAAUUCUUAUUGAAAUCGCGCCAUGACCGGCUGAGAAACCAACGCCGGCAUUCCCUGUUUUUCUUUCUUUUUUUUGGCUGCGGAGCUUCGACCGGUCGCGUUAGUUUAAUUCUUUCUGCUAGUGCUUAGUUCGAUGACGACCAUAACGCCUUUGCCCGAGGAUGUCCGGAGUUGGUUGCGUUCUGGCAUUUUCUUGUUCGACUUGACGAGGGUUGUGGAAGAACUGGUUUUCAACAGCCUGGAUGCUGGCGCCACUAAGAUCUCAAUCUUUGUUAGUGUCAGGAGCUGUUACAUAAAAGUAGUGGAUGAUGGAGUUGGUAUUACUCGAGAUGGAUUGGCGAUCGUUGGAGAAAGAUACGCAACAUCAAAGUUACUUAGUUUGGCUGAUCUGAAUGGCAUAAGUCGAAGCUUUGGUUUUCGGGGGGAAGCUUUAGCUUCAAUUUCAGAAGUUUCGGUGUUGGAAAUUUUGACAAGAACUUUUGGAAGGGCAAACGGGUACCGCAAAGUGUUGAAGGGCUGCAAGUGCUUAUAUCUUGGUAUAGAUGAUGAUAGAAAGGAAGUGGGAACAACAGUUGUUGUCCGUGAUUUGUUUCACAACCAACCAGUUCGGAGGAAACAUGUGCAAUCCAGCCCAAAGAAGGUUCUGCAAUCAGUCAAGAAAUGCAUGCUGCGGGUCGCACUUGUGCAUCCGAAUAUUUUGUUCAAAGUUGUUGAUAUUGAAAGUGAGGAUGAACUUCUUUGCACACAGUCUUCUUCUUCUCCGCUAUCACUUUUAACCAGUGGCUUUGGGGUGGAUGUGUCAAGCUCUCUUCAUGAAUUACAAGAUCAGGAUGAUGUUAUAAAGCUUUCAGGAUACAUAUCUGGCCCCUGCAAUAGUUUUCCUGUGAAGGCCUUGCAGUAUAUCUAUAUUAACUCACAAUUCAUCAACAAGAGCCCCAUUCAUAAGCUUCUGAGUCAACUUGCUGUUAAGUUUGAGCAUCUGGACUCACGGAAUGCAGGUGACAAGUUCCUGAACAAGAAGAGAAGUAGAUCACAAGCAUAUCCAGCUUAUAUCUUGAAUUUGCUUUGCCCACGGUCUCUGUAUGAUUUAACCUUUGAGCCAUCAAAGACUUCUGUUCAAUUUAAGGAUUGGGCUUCUAUACUGAACUUCAUUGAGAAGGCCAUCAAAAAUUUCUGGGGGAAGAGUAUAACUCCUGGAGAGUCAUCUAAUGCCACUCAUGAGGUGCAAGCAUCCCAAAUGUGCAAGGAAACUGAUGAUGCUAUUUUGGUUGAAGCAGAUAUAGCGAACUGUGGAAACCGAAAGAGUAAGGAAUUCUCUGGCCUUUUCUUGUCCACUUCUGACAAGUGGCUAAAGAUGACCAUUGCCUGUCUGAUGGGCAAGUCACUAGACCCUCCCUUGGUUAUUUGCCCUCAGGUGCUGCAAAGUUCAAAGAAAAACCGAAUAAGAGAGACUUUUUCUGUCAGACUGGCUACUCUAGCUUUUCAAUGGAUGGGUCAUAUGCCAAGUAUGAUUCCACUGUGACCAUAAAUCAUUGCAGUGUGUGGAAUGAUAACAACUGUAUAUCUGGAAGAGAUGAUUUAUUGGAUGGUGAGUUUGCUGCUGGAGAAAUCUUCAAUGA